AUGAGGUAUGACUUGAUUAGUACUUUGAGAAAAAUAGUCUCGGGAGGUGAAGUGUUUGGCUCAAGACCAAGCUUGAGCAUAGAUAUCUGCAGUGAACGUCAAGUGCAGCUUAUACUGGAGACGUUACAGGAGUUUACUGAUCUUGUGCCAUUAUUGGUUCCAGCAAAGAAGGAACUACAACUCAUGGAAGAGGAACAUAAUAUGCAGGUUCGUGGGUUCAGGGAGGUUGUCGAUUUGAUUUCCACUUCUCAGAAGCCAGUUGUAGCCCAUAAUGCUAUCAAUGAAUUUGCAUUUAUCCAUUCAAAGUUCAUAGCUCCAUUGCCUUCAACAGUAGAUGAAUUUAGGAGUUCCUUGUGUUCAGUGUUUUCUCAUAUAGUUGAUGUCAACCAUCUUAUGAGGGAAAUUGGUCCUCUGAAUAAAGUAAACAACCUACCUGCAGCAAUUUUAUAUUUGAAAAGAAGGUUCACUAGGCCGCUACACAUGGAGAUUCCUCAACAUAUUGAUGGAGAUGAAGUCAGGGUUCAUGGGCGUGAUGUUCUAAGGAUAAGUGAGUUAUUUGCCAAGCUCUGUUUAAUAUUGAGAAUUGUUCCAGAAUCUCCGGAAGCUGAUUAUUCCACUUCCUCCUCCACCCUUGAAUGCUAUGCAAAUGUCUUCAAUCCUUGCUUCAUCAGUUCAUCAGAUCUUUUAGAUGAUGAUGUAAACAUUUCAACUGAAAAAACUAGAAGAAUUAGUGUUGCAAAUUUGGUGUUCUUGUGGGGAUUUAGAGGUAUGAUGUCUGCUCGCAAGCUGAAGAGCCUGCUUAAAGGUUCUCAUGAAGUGUUCUCUGGAGAAAUUGAUGUUCGACUAGCCGAUAGGAAUUGUGCAAUUGUUGUUUUCUGGGCUCCUGGCUUUGCUGAGAGAUUUUUGAAGGUAAUGAAUUCUGGUGGAACAAACUGCGAGCCUAUCAAGGACAUGAUCUCAGAAGGUCUGAGAGCUGCAUGCUAUAGAACUUAUAAAAGAGUCUGUGAACUCAGUAUAUGGGAACCUUCUUUGGCAGAUGCUCUAGAAAAAGCCUUGGAAGAAGCUUCAGAUCUUCCAGAAGCAAACUCAGAAGAAGAGCUACCAGCAAUCUGCUGGGACAAUGAUGAGUUGACCAACCUUGAUGACCUUUGAGAUGGCCCAUAUUACAAGACUCGUGGCUAUCUAAUUCUCAACUGUACUGGACCAGCAAGAUAGUUUCGUAAUUUGGCCUGAAACAUGAAUGUGGAUUAAACUUGAAGUUUCUAAAUCAGAUGAUUGCAUGAACUUCAAGGUAUAAUAAGUCUAAGCAGACCCCUAGGACAGCUUUUUC
Messenger RNA from Coffea arabica (coffee), 1330 nucleotides. NCBI's taxonomy places the organism in Eukaryota, Viridiplantae, Streptophyta, Magnoliopsida, Gentianales, Rubiaceae. The record is from RefSeq and is a predicted model, not a curated record.